UAGUAAUCUAUAAUUCUGGUCAUUUUAACAAUAUUAUUGCACUUAUCAGUUAUGGUUACAUGGUAAUGAGUAAAAAUGACAAGUAAAACUUUAUUCACAAAUUUAAAUUAUACGUAAAACUUACAAAUGUAUAAAUCACGAAAAAUAGAACUAUGAAGACAUUUGGUAACACUUGAAACUUCAGUAAAACUAUGAGCAAAUAUGUUUGGGGGGAAAAUAUUUUUUUUACUCGCGCCAAAACGAAAAUUUCAAUUAUUUCGGUCAAAGAUAGAUUCCCUCUGCUAUUUUCCUUCCUUUUCCUUUCUCGUGACUCUCUCUCUUGUCUCGUCAACUGUGCUCUGUCUACUUUUCCCAACCACUCUCUCUCUCUACUCUCUCCUCUCACCUCUCCAAAAUCCAUUAUCUUUCCUCUCAUCUCUCCAAAAUCCAUUAUCUUUCCUCUCAUCUCUCCAAAAUCCAUUAUCUUUCUCUCUCACGAUUUGACAAUGACUCAUCCUUACGAAGAGGCGAAGGAGAUGAAGAAGCUGAAGAAACACUACGACAUGUUAGGCUACAUUUGCGAUGCCCAAUAUGGAAUUCCUACCCGUUGCCCAUGUGGUGGUGAAAUCAAGACAGAUGUGUCUCCAAAUCCGAAGUAUCGCCACGAUUUCGAUACCUUGCCUGGAAGUAGGUACUUCACCUGCAAGAAUUAUGAGGAUGAUGGGAUGCACUUUCGUCAGCCAUGGACUUUUGGUCUUGAGGAUGAAGUGAGGCAACUAAGGAUGGAGGUCAAUAAUAUGGCUGAAGAGAUUGCUAAGCUUAAGAGGCUUAUUACCUCCACCUCCCCUCCAUGAGACGAUGCUCUCAACUCUAAGUACUCAAUUUAUGGAUUUGCUAAAAAACUUUGUAUUUCCCUAUCUAUUUCCAAUAAUUUCGGUUAAUACAAGUCUUUGUUUGUUAAGACUUGUAUAAGUGUCUCUGUCAAAACUUAUGUUAUAUUCGAAGCUAGUCUUGAAUCUUAUCUAAUGUUAGAACCCUUA
Molecule: messenger RNA, 1019 nt
Organism: Raphanus sativus (radish)
Lineage: Eukaryota; Viridiplantae; Streptophyta; Magnoliopsida; Brassicales; Brassicaceae
Exons: 2
Coding region: 192-833 (213 amino acids)
Source: RefSeq, a predicted model, not a curated record